Messenger RNA from Astyanax mexicanus (Mexican tetra), 2063 nucleotides. RefSeq names its product HOATZ cilia and flagella associated protein (gene hoatz). Gene Ontology annotation, biological process: cilium assembly. The record is from RefSeq and is a predicted model, not a curated record. Lineage: Eukaryota; Metazoa; Chordata; Actinopteri; Characiformes; Acestrorhamphidae. The transcript has 5 exons. Bases 150 to 635 code for a protein of 161 amino acids.
CGGGCUGUUUACCUGACACUACCGAGACACAACACAACCCUCCCCCCUCCUCCCUCUCCUUCACUACCGCUGUAGCAACACUUCCUUACCGACCGCUCACUCUCAGAGUAUCGGGCUGCGGCCUACAGGAGCAGCAGCAGCUGAGUGUAAUGGAGGACAUGAAUGAUUUGGACUCGCUGUCGGAGUUUGAGAAGUAUUUCACGGUGUUUGAGGGCUCGUCGCAGGAGGACGUAGCUUACGCCAAGGUCUUCUGGAACUCUCUGUCCCUCCAGCCGCCCGUAGAGUCCAGCCUGGUCUCUGUAGACAUCAGACAGCGCCUGAAGAUAGCCAAGACCCCACAGCCCACCAAUAGUGGUUCCAAGCAAUCAGCAGACUCCAAAAAUGAAGAGAUCCUACAGAAGGCUUAUCAGCGACAGAUGCAGGAUGAAAAGAAGAGGUAUAUGGAAAUGGCAAAAAAACGAGAUGAGAUCAUGGUGCUCCUAAAGAAGCAGAGAGAAGAGCGAAUUAAGAAAGAGAUGAUAUCCCUCCAGCACAGACCAAGAAGAUCAGACCAGACUGAAAGGUACCAGAGACAAUAUGAUCCUUUAAAUGUUAGAUUCCUGUGGGGAAACAGUAGCAGAGCAAUGAUGACUUGAAUUGCUUACCAUAAAGGGGCAUGCUGGGUGAUAGAGCCCUGCAUUGAUCGUGCAGAGGCAGAGGCAGUAACCCUAUCCUGACUGGGAAUUUACUGCUAGAGAAAGUGGGAGGGGACGCUGUUUUGCUGAGCCUGCGCCUAUAAAUCACUGCUAAUUGAAAAGAAAGGAAAACAAAUAAGUGGCUAGUCUCUAGUAGAGGAAUCGCUCCAACUUUACAGGUAUAGGGAAAAGUGAUCUGUGUGUUUGUGUUUCUGAAAGAAAAAUAAGAAAUGACCCAAUAUUGUGCACUGAUGAAGAAUUAUGAUGGGGUUUUUCUGGAUGCCAACUAGCCAACUUACUUUGGCAAAUGUGUGAUUAAUGGAGUGUUAUCAGAUGAAAAAUUGAUCACAACUUGAAUAUUGAUGGGAUCUUUAAAGUUUUUCUCUCAGUUGACGAUCCCCGGGGACGUUAACAAGCCACAGUUCGGUCAGGACAGUUCAAGUCUAUUGAUUUACUGUCUUACUAUAUAAAACACUUCUUUUGCUGAUUAAUGUAUGACCAGCUUCACUCUGUAACACUUUGGCUAAAUCACUGUAGACGGCUACUCUGUGGGUAUGAGUUGGCGGCUUAGGUGAGGAUGAAAAGUGCAGCGCUUUCUUUACUGCUGAUAAAAAAUUUCUAGGAUGUGUGUAUCAUUAAAUUAUGUCUGUAUAGCUUGGGGGUGGGGGAUGGUGGGGUGCAUAUCAGACUCCUAUAUAAACGUCUUUACGGGGGUGUGGUACAAUGUAGCAUUGGAUGCCAACACUACAGAUAAGGCCUGGCCCAUGCUACAGAUUAUCAGGCUGAUUCCCUCUUUCCUUUCAAGCUUAAAAUGUCUCCCGAUAUCAGGGUGAUCGUGAAUGAUGAAUUUCCCAAAUGCUCCUGUAGUGUGUGGAGUCAGAAAUCCAAUCUAUAGUCCUCUGAUCUUCUCUCAGUCUGGGCUGCCGCAAUAGUAUAUCGAAAAAAUUAAAUAUGUUUAAUAUUUACAACUCUGUAUCUUAUAGUGUGGGGUGUUCACCAAUACUCUGGUAUGUAGGGUGGAUUUAAAUUUGAUUUAAAUUUUGUUAACUUUACAAUUGGUUUUUAGGUUUUUAGCAUUUAUAGCUUUGUAUGUACAGUAUGUGUGUAUUCACGCUUGCAUUGCACCAAAGCUCUAUAUACAGCUCUAGAAAAAAAAUACUUCAGUUUCUGAAUUAGUUUUUUUGAUUUUGCUAUUUAUAGGUACAUGUUUAAGUAAAAUGAACAUUGUUUUAUUCUAUGAAGUACGGACAACAUUUAUCCCCAAAAUAUUGUCGUUUAUUGCAGAAAAUGAGAAAUGGCUGACAUAACAAAAAGAUGCAGAGUAUUCAGGCCUCAAAUAAUUCAAAGAAAACAAGUUCAUAUUCAUAAAGUUUUAAGAAGUUUUAUUUA